Neurospora tetrasperma FGSC 2508 is the source of this 893-nucleotide messenger RNA. RefSeq lists its product as uncharacterized. NCBI's taxonomy places the organism in Eukaryota, Fungi, Ascomycota, Sordariomycetes, Sordariales, Sordariaceae. The transcript has 2 exons. The record is from RefSeq and is a predicted model, not a curated record. The coding region runs from base 166 to 510 and encodes 114 amino acids.
GAGAAAACAUUCAUCCUCGAUUCAUAGACUUGUCCAGACACACGAGUAAAGAGCAACCUAUAACACUCGAAGAGUACAGCAUCAACUGCUGAUCAAGCAAAGAACACUCAGCUACAAGUAGAGCAUCUUCCCUCAAACAAACAAACCCCCAAAACAACCACCAAAAUGGUCGUCCGUAUUCCUGCCGCCGGUAUGACCGAGUACAUCUUCUUCGGCGCUGCCGGCGUCGGCACGCUCGCCCCGCUCGCCAUGGGCAUCCCCGGUGCCGAAGAGCGCGUGGCUCGGGCAACCGCCAAGUGGGCGCCCCGAUGGGAGCGCAACAUCAACUACUUUACGAACCACGUCCCCGUCGAGCGCGGCAUCCAGCGCAUCACACCUCCCGUUGAACGCGCCGUUCAUCGCGUCGAGCACGAAUUGCCUCUCGAAAAAGCGGCUGUUGCUACAGGCCAUGUCGCGGAGAAGAGCAUGAAGCCGUUGGAGAUGAUUAAGCAUAAUUGGACUAUGGAGUGAACUCUUUGUUGAUGUGAUAAGGGACAGAGUAAGGGCUGGACAAUGGAUUUGGACGGUUUGUAACACGGCAUAGCCGGAGUUUUUGGAAGGGCAGGUCGUUUUUGUACUGAAAUGUCAUGGAUUAUGGAUUAUGUGGUUAUGGAUCGGGAUCGGGACGGGAUCGGGAUGGGAUUGACGGAACGGCGAACAAUGUCUUGGUUUUCCUAGCAUGGAAAUAAUGACAACAAAGGUUACUGUCGGUGGUUUGACCAUGAUGCCAUUGUCCAAAGUGGCGAUUGCCACCUCUUGUUGAUGGCAACAGCAGUCAGUGGUCCAGUGGAGAGCGUUGAGUAACCAAUCGAUACAUAUAUCCUACCAAAACAUUAUAACCUUGAGUCGCUUCA